AUGGUCACCGGCUGCGCCACCUUCUGCUCUGGUGGUGACGCCGGGAGCCUGCCAAAGAUCGCAAUUAAUGGCAUCCACAACAAGAACUGCUACGGCGUGGGCUGCUGUCAGGCGCCCAUCCCCACGUCCAUAGACGGCAUGCCCAACGAGCUGAUGCUGAGCUUCGAGUUCGCCGACCUCGUGCAAAACGUGUCAUGGGCCGUUCGUCAUCGUCGUCGCCACCCCGAGCCUGUCGUCGCCCGCUCCCCGUCGCCGUCGCCCCGCGCCGCCGCAGGCCUUGUCCCCGUCGCUGCUUGCGCCGUCGCCGGCCUCCUCCUCAUCGCUGCGUGCGCCAUCUCCGGCCCCCUCCCCGUCGCCCCGCGCCGCGUCGCCGGCCUCCCCUGCGUCGUCGCCGGCCUCCUCCUCGUCCCCGGCCUCCUCCCCGUCGUGCCCCCAGUGAGCUCCCCCCUUCCCAUCGAUCCCUGCUUACCCGAGGCCGACGCCAACGCCAAGCCUGUUGAGGUAGCUACCGGCAUCUGCUCCAGCAAGCACAGCCAUUAUAUAUCUUGGAACAGAGGCUACUAUUGCCAGUGUGAUGGUGGCUACAUCGGCAACCCAUACCUUGUCGACGGCGGGUGCACAAAAGAAGCUCAAAAGGAAUUCAUGACCGCGAAAAGUGCACUUGUACUUGAAAUAGUCGCCUGUGUAGUGAUGGGCAUUGCGAUAAUCAUGGUAGUGGUCGCAAGAUGGGAAGGCAUAAAAGAUAUCAGGGCAAACAAGUUAAAACGGAAAUUCUUCGAGAAAAAUCAUGGUCAGUUGUUGCAGCAGUUGAUUUCUCAGAGUGCCAGUAUUGCAGAAAGUAUGAUCAUGACCUUGAAAGAGCUAGAGAAGGCAACACACAAUUUUCACAAAGAUCUUGAGGUUGGUGGUGUAGGGCAUGGUACAGUUUACAAAGGUAUUUUACCGAACCAACAUGUUGUAGCCGUCAAGAAGCCAAACAGAAUGGUGCAGAAGGAGAUCAACGAGUUUAUCAAUGAGGUGGUUAUUCUAUCACAAAUCAACCAUAGAAAUGUAGUAAAACUCUAUGGUUGUUGUCUUGAAACUGAAGUCCCAAUAUUGGUCUAUGAGUUCAUAUCCAAUGGGACCCUUUAUGAGCAUCUUCAUCUCGAAGGCCCAAAAUCAUUGUCUUGGGAUCACAGGUUGAGGAUAGCCAUGGAGGCAGCAAAAUCCCUCGCAUAUCUUCACACAGCCGCUUCAACACCUAUCAUCCAUAGAGAUGUUAAGUCUGCCAACAUACUUCUAGAUGACACUCUCACAACAAAAGUAGCAGAUUUUGGAGCAUCAAAGAAUAUUCCAGUCGAUAUAUCUGGUGUUGCUACAAGGGCUCAAGGCACGAGAGGGUACUGGGAUCCUAUGUACUUUUACACAGGACGGCUCACGGAGAAGAGUGAUGUUUAUAGCUUUGGGGUUGUCCUGGUAGAACUGUUAACAAGGAAGAAACCAUUUUCAUAUUCGUGGUCUUCGGACAAAGAUGAAGUCGGUUUUGUUGAACAUUUUGUUAACUUGUUUGAAGAAGACAAUUUGCUCCAGAUAUUAGACCCACAAGUUAUCGAGGAAGGUGGCAAAGAAGUCAAAGAAGUGGCCUCUGUUGCAGUUGCAUGCAUAAAGUUAAGAAGAGAGGAUCGGCCCACGAUGAGACAAGUGGAGAUGACACUUGAAGGCACACGCACAUCCAAGGAUCAUGCUUUAGAUAAUGCAUUUCCAUCUGAAGAAGUUGAAAGCAACACAAACAGGUCGAUCAGACGGUAUAGUAUGGAACAAGAGUUCAUAUUGUCUGCAGAGUAUCCUCGGUAG
Triticum dicoccoides is the source of this 1833-nucleotide messenger RNA. RefSeq names its product putative wall-associated receptor kinase-like 16. Bases 1 to 1833 code for a protein of 610 amino acids. Gene Ontology annotation, molecular function: protein serine/threonine kinase activity; ATP binding. Lineage: Eukaryota; Viridiplantae; Streptophyta; Magnoliopsida; Poales; Poaceae. Gene Ontology annotation, biological process: cell surface receptor signaling pathway; protein phosphorylation. The record is from RefSeq and is a predicted model, not a curated record. The transcript has 4 exons. Gene Ontology annotation, cellular component: plasma membrane.